Urocitellus parryii (Arctic ground squirrel) is the source of this 444-nucleotide messenger RNA. It is a transcript of the gene Pla2g2c, whose product is annotated as phospholipase A2 group IIC. Gene Ontology annotation, biological process: positive regulation of fibroblast proliferation; arachidonate secretion; fatty acid biosynthetic process. The record is from RefSeq and is a predicted model, not a curated record. Lineage: Eukaryota; Metazoa; Chordata; Mammalia; Rodentia; Sciuridae. Gene Ontology annotation, molecular function: signaling receptor binding; phospholipid binding; calcium ion binding.
AUGAAGGUCAUUGCCCUUCCUGUUGUCCUUAUCUCCUGCCACCCCACCCUCGGCAGCUUCUGGCAGUUCCAGAGGAUGGUCAGCCACAUCACGGGAAGGAGCACCUUCCUCUCCUGCUAUGGAUAGGACUGCUACUGUGGGCUCGGAGGCAAAGGGAUCCCUGUGGACGACCCAGACAGAUGCURUGUGACGCAUGACUGCUGCUACGAGAGGCUGAAGGAGUCUGGCUGCCAGCCCAUGUUGAACAGCUACCAGUCCCUCAUCAUCAAGACGGUGGUCUGUGGAUGUUCCCUGGAYCCUGGUGACGGUUGCCUCUGUGGGCUGAAGGCCUGCGAGUGUGACACAACCUGCUACUGCUUCAGAAAGAGCCCGCCCACCUACGAGAAAAACUGCAAGCCCUUCUCCAGGUGGCCCCAGCGCAGCAGGCACCGGCUCCAGGGCUAG